Molecule: messenger RNA, 1016 nt
Organism: Trametes versicolor FP-101664 SS1
Lineage: Eukaryota; Fungi; Basidiomycota; Agaricomycetes; Polyporales; Polyporaceae
Exons: 4
Coding region: 108-959 (283 amino acids)
Cellular component (GO): catalytic step 2 spliceosome; striated muscle dense body; nucleolus
Molecular function (GO): actin filament binding
Source: RefSeq, a predicted model, not a curated record
GCUGCAGCCACCUUUGACCUCGAGCACUCUCUUGAGCUUCGCGCUGAUCUACACUCCCUGGUCAUUUCACUGUAUCUGGGGCUGCCACAUAUACUGCAUCUGCCACCAUGUCUAGCGAGAAACCGCGUCCCUCCAAACUGAAGUUCAAGGGCGAGAAGACUAAGAAGAAGCGCAAGCAUGAGGACAGCGAGGAGGGUCCUAGCAGGCGGCGACGCAAGGAGGACAACGACGAGGCACCAGAGACCUGGGUGCUCCCCGAUAGCGAGAACGAAAUCCGCGGUCCUGCGUUCAUCAUCCACCCCUCCGACCCGUCUCCGCUCUGCAUCACGUACAACUCGACGCGCGGUCGCAUCGUCCUGCAUUCCGUAGACAAGGACAAGACGGACGACUCGGAGCCGCCCACCAUCAAGGAGCGCACGCCAACGGAUGUCUCGCAGGUAUGGGUCGUCACACGCAUCGCGGGGUCACCGACCAUCAACUUGCGCACCGGUGUGGGCGAGGGCAAGUUCAUCUCGUGCGACAAGCACGGCCUCGUCUCCGCCGACCGCGAGGCGCGCGGUCCUCAGGAAGAAUGGACGCCGGUCGUACUUCCAGACGGGAUGGUCGCGUUCCAGAACGUGUAUGAGAAGUACCUCAGCGUGGACGAGGUCGCGGGCGGACAACUGGAUCUCCGCGGGGACAGCGAAGAGGUCAGCUUCCGGGAACGUUUCUGGGUCAAAGUCCAGAACAAGUACAAGAAGGAGGCGCACGACGAAGAGAAGAAGCGGAAAGAGGGCUUGAUCGACGUCUCCUCCGUCGACGAGGCCGGUACCAACAAAAUAUACCAGGCAUGGGGUGCUGGGAGGUCGGUGGUGUCUUCAGGAGAUAAGAGCGAGCUCAAGAAAGCAAAGAAGGACGGACGACUAGCAGAGGCCCUUCUAGAACGCCGAGCAAAGCUCAAGAGCGACCGUUUUUGUUGAUUGCGAUCGCUGCUGUAUAUAAGUAUGUUUGAUGUAUUGGUAACGACUACAGUCCAG